This is a messenger RNA of Jaculus jaculus (lesser Egyptian jerboa), 5652 nucleotides long. It is a transcript of the gene Eif4g1, whose product is annotated as eukaryotic translation initiation factor 4 gamma 1. Gene Ontology annotation, molecular function: protein binding; translation initiation factor activity; mRNA binding. The coding region runs from base 505 to 5199 and encodes 1564 amino acids. NCBI's taxonomy places the organism in Eukaryota, Metazoa, Chordata, Mammalia, Rodentia, Dipodidae. Gene Ontology annotation, cellular component: eukaryotic translation initiation factor 4F complex. The transcript is spliced from 33 exons. The record is from RefSeq and is a predicted model, not a curated record.
CAGGCCUUGCCUUCGGCCGCGCGCUAGUGCCUGCACGGCGGCCGUACCCUGUGCCUCUGAGCCAGCCAGGCCCCGAACCACUGUGUCCUGGGUUGGGGGUGGGGACACCACGGCCGAAGCAGCCUGCUCCGUUUGUGAUCCGGGAGCCUGGUGCCAGCGAGACCUGGAAUUUCCGGUCUGGUUGGUCUUGGGCCCCGCGGAGCCAGGUUGAUACCCCUCACCUCCCAACCCCAGGCCCUCGGAUGCCCAGAACCUGUAGGCCACACCGUGGACUGAUUCUUAACCGAGGGGGUGCUGGGGGGACCCUGAUGUGGCACCAAAUGAAAUGAACAAAGCUCCACAGCCCACAGGCCCCCCACCUGCUAGGUCCCCUGGACUCCCACAGCUUGGGUUUCGGCCCCACCUGGGCUUCCCCUCUUGCUGAACUCUGGUCUCCCCCUUCAGCCAGCGUUUCCCCCGGGGCAGACUGCACCGGUGGUGUUCAGUACGCCACAAGCGACACAAAUGAACACGCCUUCUCAGCCCCGACAGGGAGGAUUCAGGUCUCUGCAGCACUUCUACCCUAGCCGGGCCCAGCCCCCGAGCAGUGCAGCCUCCCGAGUGCAGAGUGCAGCCCCCGCCCGUCCUGGCCCUGCUGCCCAUGUCUACCCUGCUGGAUCCCAAGUAAUGAUGAUCCCUUCCCAGAUCUCCUACUCAGCCUCCCAGGGGGCCUACUACAUCCCUGGACAGGGGCGUUCCACAUAUGUUGUCCCAACACAGCAGUACCCUGUGCAGCCAGGAGCCCCAGGCUUCUAUCCAGGUGCAAGUCCUACCGAGUUUGGGACCUACGCUGGUGCCUACUACCCAGCCCAAGGUGUGCAGCAGUUUCCUGCUAGUGUGGCCCCUGCCCCAGUUUUGAUGAACCAACCACCCCAGAUUGCUCCCAAGAGGGAGCGGAAAACGAUCCGAAUUCGAGAUCCAAACCAAGGAGGGAAGGAUAUCACAGAGGAGAUCAUGUCUGGGGCCCGCACUGCUUCCACACCCACCCCUCCCCAGACGGGAGGCGGUCUGGAGCCUCAACCUAAUGGGGAGACGCCCCAAGUUGCUGUCAUUGUCCGGCCAGAUGACCGGCCGCAGGGAGCAGUCAUUGGGGGCCGGCCAGGGCUGCCUGUCCCAGAGCACAGCCCUUCAGAAUCCCAGCCUUCAUCGCCUUCUCCAACCCCAUCACCACCCCCAAUCUUAGAACCGGGGUCUGAGACUAAUCUCGGAGUCCUCUCUAUUCCUGGGGACACUAUGACAGCAGGAGUGAUACAAAUGUCUGUGGAAGAAUCAACCCCUAUCUCCCAUGAAACUGAGGAGCCAUACUGCCUCUCUCCAGAACCCACUCUUGCUGAACCCAUACUGGAAGUCGAAGUGACACUCAGCAAACCAAUUCCAGAAUCCGAGUUCUCUUCGGGUCCUCUGCAGGUUCCUACAUCUCCAGCCUCUCACAAGGUGAAAAUUCAUGAGCCUAAUGGCAUGGUCCCAACUGAGGAUCUGGAACCAGAGGUGGAGACAAACCCAGAGCCGACCCCUCCUGCUCUUUCAGUUUGUCCUUCUGAAUCCCCUGUGCCCAUUGCUCCAACUGCCCAGCCUGAGGAACUGCUCAACGGAGCCCCCUCUCCACCAGCUGUGGACUUAAGCCCAGUCAGUGAGCCAGAGGAGCAGGCCACAGGGGGAGAUACUGCAUCCCUGGUGCCCCCUGCCAUUCUUGCUGCCACUCCACCUACGACUCUUCCGGAUACUUCCCCUAAUCAGGAGGAGGAAAUAGAGGAAGAGGAUGAGGAAGAAGAAGUGGGAGAAGCUGAGAGUGAGAAGGGGGGAGAGGAGCUUCUCCCCUCAGAGAGCACCCCUAUCUCAAACCAGUUGUCUGCAAGUUUAGAGGUGGCAGCAGCCACUCAAGUGGCAGUAUCUGUGCCAAAGAGAAGACGGAAAAUUAAGGAGCUAAAUAAGAAGGAGGCAGUGGGAGACCUCCUAGAUGCCUUUAAGGAGGUGAACCCAGCAGUACCAGAGGUGGAGAAUCAGCCUCCUGCUGGCAGCAAUCCAGGCCCAGAGUCUGAAGGCAGUAGUGUGCCUCCACGGCCCGACGAAGCAGAAGAGUCUUGGGACUCCAAGGAAGACAAAAUUCACAAUGCUGAGAAUAUCCAGCCUGGGGAACAGAAGUAUGAGUACAAGUCAGAUCAGUGGAAGCCUCUGAACCUCGAAGAGAAGAAGCGUUAUGACCGGGAAUUUCUGCUAGGCUUUCAGUUUAUUUUUGCCAGUAUGCAGAAGCCAGAAGGAUUGCCCCAUAUAACUGAUGUGGUCCUGGACAAGGCCAAUAAAACACCACUUAGGCCACUGGAUCCCUCCAGACUACCUGGCAUCAACUGUGGGCCAGACUUCACUCCAUCCUUUGCCAACCUUGGCCGACCAGCCCUCAGCAACCGUGGGCCCCCAAGGGGUGGGCCAGGUGGGGAGCUGCCCCGAGGGCCGCAGGCUGGCCUAGGACCCAGGCGCUCUCAACAAGGCCCUCGAAAGGAACCACGCAAGAUCAUUGCCACAGUGUUAAUGUCUGAAGAUAUAAAACUGAACAAAGCAGAGAAGGCUUGGAAACCCAGUAGCAAGCGGACAGCAGCUGAUAAGGACCGAGGGGAAGAAGAUGCUGAUGGAAGCAAGACCCAGGACCUGUUCCGAAGGGUGCGCUCCAUCCUAAAUAAGCUAACACCACAGAUGUUCCAGCAGUUGAUGAAGCAAGUGACACAGCUAGCCAUCGACACUGAGGAACGUCUCAAAGGAGUCAUUGACCUCAUCUUUGAGAAGGCCAUUUCAGAGCCCAAUUUUUCUGUGGCCUAUGCCAACAUGUGCCGUUGCCUCAUGACGCUAAAAGUGCCCACUACAGAGAAGCCAACGGUGACUGUGAAUUUUCGAAAACUAUUGUUGAAUCGAUGUCAGAAGGAGUUUGAGAAAGACAAAGAUGAUGAUGAAGUUUUUGAAAAAAAACAAAAAGAGAUGGAUGAGGCUGCAACGGCAGAGGAACGGGGGCGUCUGAAGGAAGAGUUGGAAGAAGCUCGAGACAUAGCCCGGCGGCGCUCAUUAGGGAAUAUCAAGUUUAUUGGGGAGUUAUUCAAGCUGAAGAUGUUAACAGAGGCUAUAAUGCAUGAUUGUGUGGUAAAACUGCUUAAGAACCAUGAUGAAGAGUCCCUGGAAUGCCUCUGUCGUCUGCUCACCACUAUUGGCAAAGACCUCGAUUUUGCAAAAGCCAAGCCUCGAAUGGAUCAGUAUUUCAACCAGAUGGAAAAAAUUAUUAAAGAAAAGAAAACCUCAUCUCGUAUCCGUUUUAUGCUGCAGGAUGUGCUGGAUUUGCGGCAGAGCAAUUGGGUGCCACGCCGAGGGGAUCAAGGUCCCAAAACUAUUGACCAGAUCCAUAAGGAGGCCGAAAUGGAGGAGCACCGUGAACACAUCAAAGUACAGCAGCUCAUGGCCAAAGGCAGUGACAAGCGUCGGGGUGGCCCUCCAGGCCCACCCAUAAGCCGUGGACUUCCACCUGUGGAUGACAGUGGCUGGAAUACAGUCCCUAUCAGCAAAGGCAGCCGCCCCAUUGACACCUCACGACUCACCAAGAUUACAAAGCCUGGCUCCAUUGAUUCUAAUAACCAGCUCUUUGCACCUGGAGGGCGCCUGAGCUGGGGCAAGGGCAGCAGUGGGGGCUCAGGUGCCAAGCCCUCAGACACAGCAUCAGAAGCUGCUCGUCCAGCUACUAGUACCUUGAAUCGUUUCUCAGCCCUUCAACAAGCAGUACCCACAGAGAACACAGAUAACAGACGUGUAAUACAGAGGAGUAGCUUGAGCCGGGAACGGGGUGAGAAAGCUGGGGACCGGGGAGACCGACUAGAACGGAGUGAGCGUGGAGGUGACCGUGGGGAUCGAAUUGAUCGUGCAAGAACACCUGCCACCAAACGAAGCUUUAGCAAGGAAGUGGAGGAGCGGAGUAGAGAGCGGCCUUCCCAGCCUGAGGGACUGCGCAAGGCAGCCAGCCUUACAGAAGAUCGCGGGCGGGAUCCUGUCAAACGGGAAGCCACCCUGCCCCCAGUGAAUCUCCCAAAAGCUGAACUCUCUGAGGAUGAACUAGAGAAGAAGUCCAAGGCUAUCAUCGAGGAAUAUCUCCAUCUCAAUGACAUGAAGGAGGCAGUGCAGUGUGUACAGGAGCUAGCCUCACCCUCUCUGCUGUUUAUCUUUGUGCGGCACGGCAUCGAGUCCACACUGGAGCGCAGCACCAUUGCUCGUGAGCAUAUGGGACGGCUGUUGCACCAGCUACUUUACACUGGGCAUCUCUCCACUGCCCAGUACUAUCAAGGGCUGUAUGAAAUCCUAGAAUUGGCUGAGGACAUGGAAAUUGACAUCCCCCAUGUAUGGCUUUACCUGGCAGAAUUGGUAACACCCAUUCUGCAGGAAGAUGGAGUGCCCAUGGGAGAGCUCUUCAGGGAGAUUACAAAGCCUCUGAGACCCAUGGGCAAAGCUACUUCCUUGUUGCUGGAGAUCCUGGGUCUCCUAUGUAAGAGCAUGGGUCCCAAAAAAGUGGGGAUGUUGUGGCGAGAGGCUGGUCUCAGCUGGAAGGAAUUUCUACCUGAAGGCCAGGACAUUGGUUCAUUUGUCGCUGAAAAGAAGGUGGAAUAUACCUUGGGAGAGGAGUCUGAAGCCCCUGGCCAGAGAGCACUCGCCUUUGAGGAGUUGAGCAGGCAACUGGAAAAGCUGUUGAAGGAUGACAGCAGUAACCAGCAGGUGUUCGACUGGAUAGAGGCCAACCUGAAUGAGCAACAGAUAGCAUCCAAUACAUUAGUUCGAGCCCUCAUGACAACUGUCUGCUAUUCUGCAAUUAUCUUUGAGAAUCCUCUCCGAGUGGAUGUUGCCGUGCUGAAAGCACGAGCGCGACUUCUACAGAAAUACCUUUGUGAUGAGCAGAAGGAGCUGCAAGCACUCUAUGCCCUCCAGGCCCUUGUAGUGACCUUAGAACAGCCUGCCAACCUGCUACGGAUGUUCUUUGAUGCGCUCUAUGAUGAGGACGUGGUGAAGGAGGAUGCUUUCUACAGCUGGGAGAGCAGCAAGGACCCUGCUGAGCAGCAGGGCAAAGGCGUGGCCCUUAAAUCUGUCACAACCUUCUUCAAUUGGCUUCGUGAGGCUGAGGAAGAGUCCGACCACAACUGAGGGCGGGUGGGGCCCGGGGACUUGGAUCCCCAUGAACUUGUGGAUGGCCCAGCCAGCCGUCUGGACUGUAGGGGGGCAACGGCAACGGCAGCGGCAGUGACUGGGUGCCUGUAGUAUCGAUGUGUCUGAGCUAAUAAAGUGGCUGAUGAGGCAGGAUCGCUUGGGGCUGGCUGGGUUGGUCCCCCCCUCCCCCCAGGAUGCUGCCAAGUGUCCCUUUCCUCCCCCUGGGGCACAGAGAUAUUAUAUAUAAAGUCUUGAAAUUUGGUGUGUCUUAGGGGAUUGGGCACCACCACCUGCCCCUAGGUCCUUUUUUAUUUCCUGAAAAUCACUCUUGGGACUGCCGUCCUCGCUGCUGGGGGCAUAUGCCCCAGCCCCUGCACCACCCCUGCUGCUGCCUGGGCAGGGGGAAGGGGGGGCACGGUGCCUGUAAUUAUUAAACAUGAAUUCAAUUAA